Clunio marinus is the source of this 2659-nucleotide messenger RNA. The record is from the annotation of a GenBank genome assembly. NCBI's taxonomy places the organism in Eukaryota, Metazoa, Arthropoda, Insecta, Diptera, Chironomidae.
AUAGUUAAAUUAUGCCUUAAGCUUUUCUAAACUAUUUUUUGCUAAGAAAAUAAAAACUAAAAUAAAAAAUUUCAAGUUUCAAAUGGAAUCAUCAAAUUUUAUUCCAUCCACACACUUGCUGAUAGAAGAAAAGCCAGAUUUAUCCGAAAAAUCUCUUCAGUUGAAAGCAGAAAAACCUAAACCAACAUUCAAAUGCCUCGUUUGCGAUAAAUCUUAUAGUAAAAAAACAUCAUUGUUUACACACCACAAAAGUCAUCCUGAGCACUGUGUACACUGUGGAGAAAAUCGAGGCUCAUCUGUGAAAAGUAUUUACGAGCACAAUUUAAAGCACGUUAACAUAAGGCCUUUCGUAUGCAAAAUUUGUGGCGAUAGCUUUUUACGUAAUCAGCAAUUCGUUGAACAUGAAAAAUCUCAUGAUAAGCCACCUGAAGAGCCUGUUGCUAAGGAAAGCAAAUAUAAAUGUAAAACCUGUCAGUCUUGUUACAACAACUGGAAAUUAUUUUAUAAGCAUCAGCAGGAAUCUGAACAUUUUAAUGAGAAGUUUUUAUGCGAAAUAUGUGGAUCUGAGUUCUAUUCCAAUUUCCUAUUGUCACAGCACAUUCGACGAUUGCAUAAAAGGAGCGAUGAAACAUUUUCAUGUUCAUUUUGCUCGAAAGUAUUUGCAACAAAAUCCAACCUGGAUUCACAUAUCAAAAAAAUCCACCAAAAUGAUAGCAAAAAGCAUGUUUGUGAAACAUGUUGCAACACAUUUUCUAGCGCACCGAAUCUCAAACAACACAUUAAAACAGUGCAUGAAGCUGAGAAAGAGUACGAGUGCCAAGCAUGUAAAAAGCCUUUCAAAGCUAAAAAUCGUUUGACCCGCCAUGAAAAAGAAGUUCACAUGGGAAAAAAUGGAAAUUCCGAAGAAAAUCGAAUAUUUAAUUGUGACCAUUGUCAAAAAAAAUAUAAGCGUUCCUGGCAUCAAACUCGUCACAGUCAAAUGAAACAUGAAAAUUUCAACUCAAGCACAGCAGCAACGACUUUAGCUGGUGCAACUCCAGCACCACACAAUAAUGAAAAUAUGUCUGGAAAUUCGUCAAGAAGCAACUAUGAUUAUCAGCAUUUACAGCAGGAUUCAGAUUUACAAAUAAUUUCCGGACAACAACCAUACUCAAAUAUCGCUGACACAGUUGUUCAAACAUGUGUAAACAACUGGUCACCACAUAUUGAUCAGAGUCACCAUUCACAACACCAGCAAUCUCAACAAGAACAUUUAGUUAAUUCAAUUAUAAAUGAAAAUUUGAAUACAAAAGGUUAUAGCACACCAAUAAUGCCUCAACAACAAAUAAAUGGAGGAAGAGAUAGUGACGAAUAUGCCAAUUACGCUGUGAAUGAGCAAUAUUCCAAUAAAUUCGAGCAAGUUCAAAUGCUCACAUCUGUUGCUGCACCAACUCCUAGUGACAGCAUCAAUCAAAGUUCGUAUGACUCUUGGAGUUCACAAUCUGUCGCAUCCUGGGAUUAUACUAAUAAUCAUCACAACAUUCAGCCGCAACCUACUUACUAUAAUUCUCAAAUACAACAAAAUGAAUGGUAUUACGAUCCAAAUUUUCAUCAACAUCACCAUGGAGUGUAUGACACGUGUAAUGAUAUGUACAAUAACUAUAAAACUGAAUAUUGCCUUAAUCAACCAACAGCACCAAUUCUACAUUCAGCUGAAACUUCCAUAUAUAAUAAUAACAAUAGUAAUAACAAUAAUAAUGUUAACAGCAAUAACAAUGGAAUUCAUUACUACUAUCACCAUGAAAACGCGUCUUCUGAUCAGCAUCUUCAGAAUCCUCAGUCCAAUUAUCCACGUUCUAACUAUCAACAAAACUUUAAUUAAUAAUUUCAUGUGAAAAUUGAUCAGGAAAAUACUUUUAUCUUAUUCGAAGUUCUCUUUAUUAUUUUGCUUAAAAUCAAAAACUAACAGAAAAUUAAAUCAUUGAAAUAUAUAUAUAAUUAUUUAAUUCAAGAUAACAGGUGUUAACAAGAAUAUCCUUUCCAGAUAUUUAUCCACCACAGAACUUUCCAUCUGAAAUCACUCUCGUUUGUCUCUCCUUGUUAUACAAUAACGUAUUCGUCAAUAUUCUUCUUGGGGCUCCAAGAUUUGUAUGAACAUUACUUAAAUUUACAGAUUUUGUACUACUAUUUGAUGAUAAUGAUUUUGAGUCAUUGUGCAGCUCUACCAAUAGUUGCUGUUCAUUUCCUGUUGUUGAGGUGUUGCUUUCAAAAGUACUCUGAGAAUUACUGUCUCUGGGAAUUCUAGAGUCUGAAUGUUGUCGAACAUCACUACUCAACGAUGAGCUUGAAGAUAUGUUUGAUUCUUUUUGUGCUGCUUUUAGCGCUUUUUUUGCAGCAAAUUCUUCGAUCAUUUCUUUCGCUUUUCUUUUUACUAAUAUUCGUAUUUGUCUUUUCCUUUCUUUCAAAUUUGAUUGAUUUGAACCAGUACUUAGUGAGGUAGACAAAUUCGAUGUAUUAAGUGUUUUAAUUGAAUCAUUUGAGCCCACUACUGACUGUGAACUAGAAGGUGAGUUUAAAGGACGCAUUACGUGUUGUUAAUAUGCGUCAAUUUCUUCUAUAAUUGAUAUUAUUCUCCAAAUGGUAACUCUUUUAUUUAAUGUUUCAACAUGAGAAAAAAAAC